AUGAACAGAGCACAGACCUACGACAACAGAGUCCACACAAUUGCCGAUCUCGAGGAGGCAGCCAAUGAAAACCUCGACCCCAUGACCAGGGACUUCUACAACGGCGGUUCCAUGGAGCUCCGGACCUUGGCUGAAAACAAGACAGCCUACGACAGAUACCGGCUUCGUCCUAGGGUGAUGGUGGAUGUGAACCACGUCGACACUUCUACAGAGUGUUUGGGCACCCGGGUGGCUUUUCCCUUGGGAUUGUCCCCUACGGCUUGUCACGGAAUGGCCCAUUCAGAUGCCGAGGUGGGUACUGCCAGAGCUGCUGCUAAGAAAAACGUCAAUAUGGUGCUUUCGUCGUGGUCCAACACGCCGUCGGAAAAAGUGAUACAAGCGGGCGGUUUCGGCAAAAACGCCUAUGCCCAGCAGCUCAGCGUUUUGAGCGACGAGCAGACGAAUUUGGAUAUUAUCAACGAAGCAGAAAGAUGCGGCUACAAAGCUCUUUUUGUCAGUGUCGAUACCCCGUGGCUCGGAAGACGUUUGAACGAAUUGAGAAACAGCUUUGAGCUUCCCGGCCACCUAGGCUUCCCCAUGUACCCCUGGAUGAAUGCCCACAAGAUGCUCAGUGACGAUAAAAGAACCAAGUUCGAGGCCGGGCUCACCUGGGACUUUGUGCGUUAUCUAAAGAGCAAAACCAAGUUGCAGAUUUAUUUGAAAGGCAUUCUCACCGGAGAAGACGCCGCUUUGGCUGUGGAGGCUGGUGCUGAUGGAAUUGUCGUUUCCAACCACGGAGGAAGACAGUUGGAUGGCGCCAUGGCCACUUUGGAUGCAUUGCCUGAGAUUGUAGAGGCUGUCAAGGGCAGAAUUCCCCUUCACAUUGACGGAGGCAUCAGAAGAGGAAGCGAUAUUUUCAAAGCCUUGGCCCUAGGUGCCGAUCACUGCUGGGUUGGCAGAAUUCCACUCUGGGGUCUUGCUUACAAGGGAGAAGCGGGCGUCAGCAUUGCGCUCAAUAUUCUUCACGACGAGUUCCGGACGGUCAUGGCACUUAUGGGGUGCACCAAGAUCGAGGACAUCAAGCCCGAGCAUUUGGCCAGAUUUGGCCCUGAUGGAGCUCUCCACAGAGUUGAAGGACCCAAGCUUUGA
Messenger RNA from Candidozyma duobushaemuli, 1128 nucleotides. RefSeq names its product alpha-hydroxy acid oxidase. NCBI's taxonomy places the organism in Eukaryota, Fungi, Ascomycota, Pichiomycetes, Serinales, Metschnikowiaceae. The coding region runs from base 1 to 1128 and encodes 375 amino acids. The transcript has a single exon. Gene Ontology annotation, molecular function: FMN binding; oxidoreductase activity. The record is from RefSeq and is a predicted model, not a curated record.